Molecule: messenger RNA, 882 nt
Organism: Penicillium maclennaniae
Lineage: Eukaryota; Fungi; Ascomycota; Eurotiomycetes; Eurotiales; Aspergillaceae
Product: DUF2406 domain-containing protein
Exons: 5
Coding region: 1-882 (293 amino acids)
Source: RefSeq, a predicted model, not a curated record
AUGGCUGAUUCCCAAGUCAGUCAACCUCCCCGACGGAGUCGUGGCUUCAGUGUGAAAUCUGAAAAGUCUCACAAGUCGGGCAACUCGGGUCACAAAUCGCAACUGUCAGAAUCCUCCGAGGAAAAGCACCGGCGCAAUCUACAAACCAAGGCCGAUCCCACUGUCGCCAUGAACGAGCUGCAGCCUAUGGCCGUCGCCCUGGAAAAGUCAAAUUUGGGCUCUCUUCGUGAAAUGGAACACAAGGAUCAAUUCGGCAACGUUAUCACCGAUCCCGACUGGUCAAACCCAACCCGACCUCGCUUUGAGCGACCGCUCGAUACUAUCAAAUCAUUUGAAGCUGCCAUCUACGGUACCUACAACAGUAAUCGCCAUUCUUACAUCAAAACCGAUGAGGCCGCCUCACAAAUGGGCGACCACAGCCGCCGCACAAGUUAUCAAGGACAAAAUGGCCAUUCGAACCGCGGAUACGACCAAAACGCCAACUACAGUCGCACCGGCCCCUCACGCCCAGACAGCGUAACUGACAACUACGGUCAAGAGAACCAGAACCCAUACCAGAAUCGCCGCCAACGACAGCCUCGACGCACAGAUAGUGAUCAAGCUGGUUACAAUGGUUAUCAAUCCAAAGACCCUUACGGUCAAGGCAACGAACCCAAUUCCGUGAACAACUCCAUGGAUCAAUUGUCGCAGUAUGCUCAGCAGCAGCGCGCCGAUGGGGGUUAUAAUGGUCAAUCUUCGAUGGGUAACUCGUGGGGUCCUACGCAGCAGGCACAGGGACAAGGACCGCCAGUCAUGCGCAUGACGAAGACUGCCAAUACCGCGAUUGUGGCGCCUCCCGAGAAGACGAAGGGCUGGUUCAAGAGACGAUUUAGCAAGCAGUAG